AUGCCCGUGCUGGCGGCGCUGCUGGUGGCCCUGCUGGCCCUGCUGCCCUGGCCGGGGGCCGGCGCCAGCCCGGCCUUCGGGCCGAAUGUAUACCUCCACGCGGCGGCGCACCCGCUGCACCUGAGCCCCAACUCGCGGACCGUCAGCCACACCGCCCCCGGGGAGCCGUCGCAGGUGAGCGUCCGCUCGGCGGCGACGCUCAUCACGCACCUGCGCCAGGUGGACCCGCUGCACCCGGUGGCCGAGGUCCGGUGGGGGUCCUUCCUGCAGGACAUCGGCCUCCGGUACCACAGCAGCCCGCGGCGCGGCAACCCCGACACCCUGCCGAUCAUGUACCUGCCGCAGGAGGGCCCCGGCCUGAAGCCGGUCCUGGUCGAGUACAGCCCCCUGUGGGUGGCCCUCUUCGACCAGAGCACCGAGCACCCCUUCCCCCAGGCGGACUCCCGGCUGCUGGCCGGGAUCGCGGUGGCCGCCAGCCAGGCCCUCCUGCUCGGGGUGGCCGGCCCGUCGGCCGGGCCGCACGAUGUCUUCCUGGCCAGGCUGUCGGCCGGCGGGCUGGAGGUGCUGCCGGUGCACUUGAUCGAGCCGCUGCUCGGGUCGGUGGUGCUGGCGGCCCCGGGGCCCGGGCCGACCUUCUUCCUGGCCUCCGGCACGUGUGUCAUGCUCCUGCGGCACGACAUGCCGGAGGCCGUGGCCAUCAGCCAAAUGCACAUGUCGGGCCUGGUGUCCCAGAUGCUGGCCUCGCGGAUUGUCUCCUCGGCCGAUGACUGCCCGGCAUCCAGCGACCUGGUCCUGAUGGAGGAUGAGGCCCGGCUGGUGCUGCUGACCUGCUUCCUGACCGACAAGCAGCGGAUCCUGCAGCUGGGCCUGCCGCCGGGCGCGUCGGGCCAGGGCCGGCUGCUCGGGCCCCCGGCCCGGGCCAUGCACGACGCCUUCCCCCGGAUCUUCUAUGUCGAUGCCCCCUCGGCCCCGGGGCCCGGCGCAUCGGGCACCCUCUGGCAGGGGGACAUCGAUGCCCUGGUGGGGGUCACCUGGCGCCGGGUGGUGCCGCCGCGCAGCGUGCCGGACUUCGAGCGGCUGGACCUGCUCCGCCUCCGGACGUCGGGCACCGGCCCCGGCCGGUGGACCCUGGCGGCGGCAAAUGUGGCGCUCUUCGACUCGCAGGCCUUCGGCUGCCAUGCCGACCCGAGCAUCGUGUGCGAUGGGGAUGGUAUGGACAGCGGGCAGCCACGCGGCUGGGCCUGCGCCCCGGGCCAGGCCGAGUCGCCUUUCGUCUCGCCGGACCAGCUGUGUGCCGGCUGCCGCGAGGGGUUCUACCUGGAUCGACCGGUCGGCGAGCCGCCCUUCGCCGACAGCCGCCACACGUGCCGGCCAUGCCGGCAGGCCGACUGCCGGGUAUGCAAUGCACAGCACUGCCUCAUGUGCGCCGAGGGCCUGCUCCUGGAGCCCAGCGGCCCCGAUGGCCAAACCGCAUGCGUGGCCUCCUGCUCGAGUGGCUUCACCCAGGGCACCAAUGCCUGCCACCCGGUGGAUGACAUCCUGCCGCCGGUGUUCCUCUCGCAGCCGGCGGCGGAGCAGCUGCCCGGCCUGCCGGCCGGGGCCCAGGUCACCGGGAUCGGGGAAACCCGGCUGACCCUGGACCCGGGCUCCCAGCUGCCCCGGCUGACGUCCCCCCCGGCCAGGCUGCCCCCCCUCGGCCAGGGGGUCCUGCUGUUUACCAGCACCCACGAAAGCCUGCUGCUGCCGGGCCAGCACAUCGGCAACCCGUACAAGCCGGCCCUGCGGCCGAUGCACCUCCUCCGGGACCCGCUCCCGCACGCGGUCACCGCCAUGAUCGAGGUGGGCCCCUUCUGGCAUGAGGGCAUGCUGCUCGCGGGCCAGGUCCUGUGCAACGCGGGCGGCACCAUCAGCGAGGUGUGGCUCGAGUGCACCCCCCCGGCCGGGGAGCCGCUCUCCUGCCUUGUGCCCGGGCCGGCAUCGGCGAAGGCCCUCAACACCGACCGGUGUCGGGACCUCCGCCGGCUGGACGCCCAGCAUGUGGCCAUCAGCCUCGACGGGGCAUCGGUGAUGCUGCUCCGCGCGGCGCCGGAGCUCCGACGCUUUGAGGUCACCUGGCACAGCGCCAAUGCCAUGGUCCUGCUGCCGGGCAUGGCGGCCGGCCGGUCGAGCAUCCCCGGCCCGGCCGGCGACUGGAUGAUCCUGGCCCUGGGCCAGGACCGGACCUCGGCCAUCCUCCGCGCCAUGGACCACACCGACUCGCGCGUGGACAUGUACUCCGGCCGGCUGCUGGCCAAUUACCGGUGGAAUACCGAGGUCUUCCCGGUGCUGCUGCCCUGCGGCGGGGCCCGGGCCCCGGAGCUCUUCCUGGCCCAGACCCUGGACUACCAUUGGCAUGUCCUCCACCUGCCGGGGGACAUGCUGCCAUCCGGCCGGUCGGCCAACCUGCUGGCCACCCGGCUGGACCUCGGCCGGAUCCCCUACGACCUGGGGCCCGGCCUGGCGGAGGCCCGGUUCCAGGCCCUGCCCCUGGAGGCCACCGGCCCGGAGUACCCGAGCGCCCUGCUGAUGAUGACGGGCCAUGUGCUCGGGGUGUCGCUGCUCCGGUGCACCGGCGGCCCGGCCGGCCCGUGCACCCUGCUGCCGGCCAUCUUCCGUCUGCUGCCGGAGCACCUGCGCCUGGCGCCCGGCGACCAGCUCUGGCAGCAGGCCGUGGCCCGGGCCUCCGGCCGGGACUCGCUGCACGACGACCCGGGCACCGCCAUGGCCAUGGUCUUCCUGUCGCCGACGGCGGGCCUGGUGGAGUUUUCCCUGGCCGGCAACUGCCUCCACGGCACGUAUGGCCUGGAGUGCCGGGCCUGCGACCCGGUGUGCCUCGGCUGCUAUGACUCCGGCCCGCACAGCUGCACCAUGUGCCGGGCGCGCAUGCCCGAGGCGCCGGACGUCUGCCUGUCGGCCUGCCCGGCGGGCCUGCACCGCGACUCCAGCAGCAUGUGCGGCUGCCACUCCAGCUGCCAAGCGUGCGGCUUCCAGCCCGAGCACGGGGCCUACCUGUGCUCCCGCUGCCGGGCCGGCUUCGCCCGGGACCCGGGCCAGCCGGCCUCCGACCGGUGCCACCCCUGCCACGAGUCCUGUGCCGCAUGCGUGGUCCCCGGGGACAUGGGGGCCUGCACCAGCUGCCCGGCCGGGCGGUGGCUUUUUUACGGGACCUGCGGCCUGGCCUGCCCGGAAGGCACCUGGCCGGAUCCCGCCUCGCGGCAGUGUGUCCCCUGCCCGGCCAAUUGCCAGGCGUGCAGCCAGGACAACUCGUGUGCCGCCUGUCGGCAGGGCUUCUUCCGGCACUCCGAUGCGGGCCUGUGCCAGGCGUGCCAUCCAUCGUGCGCCGCCUGCGACAAUGCCACCAGCUGCGCCGCCUGCCGGCCGGGGCUGGUCUUCCUGGCCACCGAUGCCGGGCAGGCCUCCCUCCCCUGCGGGUCUCGCUGCGCCAGCUGCCCCGACCAGCCGGCCACCUGCGCCCUGUGCGAGCGGGGCUGGCUGCUGGCCAGCCCGGACUGCGUGGCCGAGUGCCCGGCCGGGAGCUCGUCCCUGGGCGGGCUGUGCUCCGCGUGCCAUGGCACCUGCGCGACAUGCCACGGCCCGGGGCCGGAGCACUGCCUCACCUGCAAGCCGGACACCCCGCUGUCCAUGAAUGGGCGCUGCUACGCCGCCUGCCCGGAUGGCACCUUCCAGCUGAAUGGCUCCUGCGCGCCGUGCAGCGCCUUCUGCGGCACAUGCACCGGGCCCGGCAGCACGCAAUGCACCGGCUGCCCCGAAGGCCGGGUCGUGUAUGACGGCGCCUGCCUGGGCGCCUGCCCGGGGGGCUUCUAUGCCGAGGCCGGGGCCUGCCAUCGGUGCCAGGCGCCGUGCACCACGUGUGCCGGCCCGGGCGCCUGCACCGGCUGCCGGCCCGGGGACUUCCUCGACCCUGCCGGGGGCUGCGGCGCAGACUGCCCGGCCGGCUGGCACGGGUGCCCCUCCUCCGGGCGGUGUAUGGCCUGCGGCGGGAAUUGCGCCGCCUGCCAGACGGUGGGCGCCGACUGCGCGGCCCGGUGCUCCGCCUGCGAGGGCGGCCAUGUCCUUUCGGAUGGCCGCUGCCACCGGGCCUGCCCGGCCGGGGAGUAUGCGCCCGAGGGGUCGGGCUCGUGCCAUGCGUGCGAUGUGUCCUGCACGACGUGCGCCCAGCGCGCGGACCGGUGCACCGGCUGCCCGGCCGGGGUGCUGGUCGUGGACACCGGGCUGUGUGUCGGCUCGUGCCCGGGCCACACCGCGCCCUUUGAGGGGGUGUGCCUGAGCUGCGCCGCCGGGUGCGACCGGUGUGCGGCCGGCCGGGCGCAGGCCGGGUGCGAGGUCCAGGCCGAUGGGCAGCUCCUCUGUCCGGAGAUGCAGCGGUGCCUGGCCUGCGAGCCCGGGCUCCUCCUGCUGGACGGUGCCCUUUGCGUGGGCGAGUGCCCGCGCGGGACCUUCGCCGCCGACGCCGACGCGGCCGUCCCGGCGUGCGAGCACUGCCACGCGAAGUGCGCGACCUGUCACGGCCCCGGCCCGAGGGAUUGCACGCAAUCCCCGGGCUCGCCCAGCUCGCGCGUCGGCCUGGCCGUGGGCCUAUCCAUGGGGCUGGUCCUGCUGCUGGGCCUGGUGAUCGUGGCGGUGGUCUUCCUUGUGCGCCAUCGCCAGCGGCCCGGGCCCGCGGCCCCGAAGGACCUGGACGCCGAGGACGCCACCAUGCUGAACACCAUCGUGGAGCUGGCCCUGCCCGGGGCCAUCCUGGUCGCGCCGACCGGUCGUCGGUCCUCAUCAGCACCAUGCCCGAGCUGA
Molecule: messenger RNA, 4848 nt
Organism: Fonticula alba
Lineage: Eukaryota; Rotosphaerida; Fonticulaceae
Exons: 4
Coding region: 1-4848 (1615 amino acids)
Source: RefSeq, a predicted model, not a curated record